AUAGCUCUCGGUUUUCCUUCGAUGUGGGACGGAAAGUGGUUUCUGUACGGGUGUUUGCCGUGUCAUCAGUAAUUUUGCGUUUUUGGAUCGUAGUUUAUCAAUCGACUGAAAAGUCUAAUCCGCAACGAUUUGCUGCUAUCCGGUCCGUAGUGUCGGAACAGCCUCACCCUCUUUAGACUCACCAUCGGAAAAAACUCAAAAGCGGUGGAGGUGGUGAACAAUCGGGUGGCAAUCGUACUGACAGUUCGUUGAACAAGUUUGACAUUUCGAAUCGAAGCACCAUCGAAGAACGCGUGUGCGUACGUGUGUGCGUGUGUGACUAUCGGUUGGACAUUCGAAAAAAGUUUUCUUGCGCGAAAUCCGGUGUACCGCGAGUAGUGAGUACUUUUUCGGUGAAACAAAUCGGUAAUAUUAUCCAGCAAGUCGAGCACUAGCUGUUGAUUACGACUGAAUUGCCUGAAAAAAUACAGAAAACGAAUCGUGAAUUGUGAAAAGAUUCUUAAUAGUGUAGCUACGACAAUAGCAGGAAUAGUUUUUCAUUCAAUCUAAGGUGGACAUUAUUUUAGGUUGAAUGAUAUUGACGAAAAAGAAUUUGGAUAUACUCUAAAAUUUCAUAUAACGAUCCAAUGCGUGAACAUUAGAAACUCAAUCGUGACACGACGGCAAACUCCUGUGAACCAUUUUACAUCCCCGUUGGAAGGGUUGAUUGAAAGAAAAAACCCCAUCAAACUUGCUGAAGGAUAUCAGUGCUCAAAGGAAAAAGAAAAACAAAAAGUUAUUGUUAUUGAACAAAUGAAAAAAAGGUGUUGUCUGUGAACCCCAGUUGCAAACAAAUAAAAACGUGAAAAUAGAGAAACAAAAAAAUCAGUGUAACAGCAAUCACAGUAAACUCUGUGUUUUUGAGUGUGUUUACACCAGAAGUUUUCAGUGCAAAAAGAGAAAAGAAACAGAACCCCACCCCUUAUCCAUCCAGGAUAAAUCAGGAAGAAAUCAUUUUCCUAUCAGAUAGCUUGCGGUGUUCGUGCGGAGCAGGUGCAAAAUUUGUGGAUGCGAAGGAAGCAUCCCCGGUGAAAAUCGCUAGUGGACGAGUUGAAGUUAUUUUAUUUUUCGGUUUGAGUUUUAACAAUUCAGCGGAAAUUGGUUGCUCGUACGGCGGAUAUUUCCGUGCUCGUGCCUCCGUGAUCGUGUGACAUCCGCACUAGUUCCUGGUCCGGCAAAAUAGGCUCGCCGUUGACUAUACUGGGCUAGAGCAACAAAUCCGAAGUGAUCCCACCGUCGUUGCCCGUUUGUUGCUCGCCGUCGCUGCCUGGAAUACAAACACUAGAACAGUAGGAAAGAAUAUCCGACGCCAAUUUGGUUUUUUUUCUCUGUUGUUGUUGCUUCCUCUCCGACGGUUGGAAGGCAACCCGUCCAUCCGUCCACAGGGUCGAAUUGCACACCAGCUAGAAGUGCUUCGGAGUUCGGAGACCACAGAAUGGAGCGUGAGUCGAAUCCAAUGCAGCCGAUGUGUAGAUCAGGUUGUGGAUUCUACGGCAAUCCCGCGCAAGACGGUUUAUGUUCAGUAUGUUACAAGGAUUCUCUGAGAAAAAAGCAGCAACCGCCAGUCAGUAGCACAUCAGUAUCUUCCAAUGCACCACCGCCCCCGUCGGCCGCUUCACCCGCAUCUUCCACCAACAUUGGCACCGUGGUCACGUCGCAGAGCUUCGUCAGUACAGCCGCAGCCGCCGCAGCAUCAGUGUCCGCAAUCCCAUCCGCCACCUCAAUCUCAUCGAUCACAGUAACAAACACCGCACAGCCCACAGUCCACAGUGCGCUAUUUAGUUCCGAGAGUAAGGAUAAAAUCGAUGAUGACAGUGGAGCGAGCUCUAGUAAUAACUCCGAUGCCAGCGACGACAAAGACGGUGAUAAAGACGGCAAGAAGAAAAAGAACCGAUGUGUGACUUGCCGCAAAAAAGUAGGACUGACUGGCUUCGAGUGCCGAUGUGGAGGUCUCUUCUGCGCGAUACAUCGAUACAGUGAUAAGCACGACUGCUCGUUCGACUAUCGGGAGCUUGGCGCGGCGGAAAUUAGACGUAACAAUCCGGUCGUGGUCGGAGAAAAAAUUCAGAAAAUUUGAACACUCGUGCCAUAUAAUGUCUGUCUAAUAUACAUCUAAUUCAAUUUAAUCUUAAUGAGAUAUAAAUAAUAAUAUUAAAAGAAAUGAAUGAAAUGGAUGGUAAACACAACUAAAAGAAAAAAAACAACAGCAAAACAAGCAGAACCCUUAUACAUAUUACUACAAUAAUGAAAAGAAAAAGUUAAAAAACCCCCAUCAAACAAACAAUUAAAGCUAGUAAUUAUAUUUCAUAGAUUUAAUGUAAUUGAAAGUGCUGUUGAAAGUGGUACAUUUCAUUUCCUUUCAGCGCAUUAAAUCCACAUCCUAGAAGAAGAAGAAGGAACACACAAUCGGAUCAAUACACACGUCGCCGCCGCAAAGGCUUACGUGCUGCGCACCACCAUCUAAAAGUCACGGCGAAGUGUGUGCGUGCCCCUUUUCGGGUGUAUGUGUGUAUUUCCCAUUUUGGAAUGUGUAUAAGGAAACUAUUUACUGCAAUGUACUAUUUUACGCAAUUUCAAUUUUCUUUUUUGUAUAGUCUCCUCCCGUUUUUCUCCUUAGUCUUUCCUGAACCCGCUUCCCCGUGUAAAAAGUUCCCCGCUUUCCCGGCUUCCCUUGCAUCCCGCGCCUGUUUCUGCAAUUUAAACAACAGCAACAAAAACAACAGAUUAGAAUAAGCAUACAGAACGCUAUUACCUACUACUAUUACUACUAUCUAGGAGUAAAACCAGAAAGAUAGCUUGAUGAAGGAAACAACAGAAAGAAGGCAAAAUCACGCGUUUCAGAAGGGAGUAUGUACUACUAUUUGGCUCUCGCGUGUGCCGUCUGCUGCGCACCGAGCUGUCGAUGCAGAAAUAGGGCAAAACAAACAAAUAUGUGUGUGAAUGGUAUGUACUAGUACUAAUAGGUAGAAAUCGCGAGAAGAAAAAAAAAUACAAGAGAAAGAAAAAAGCAAAGUUAAUCCAGUCAAAGCAAAAAGAGAAAACAGCAAAGUGGCGAGAACCGUUUCUGCGGAAACCAACUACGAAAAGUAACUAAUUUCUGUUUCUGGAUCUAGGAAACAAUCACAGGAAAAGUAUAUUUUAGUAACAAAAUGAAAAUAAUGCAAAAAAAAACAAACAAAAAAAUACGAAUAAACGAACAAAAACGCAGAAAACCACUGGCAGUGAGUUUAUAGUAGGCGGUGGAACGAAAGUUCCACCACGUGUGUAUAAAGAAGAACAGAAAUGAUAUUUUUUUCAUUUACCCUAGGUUCAUUUUAUAAGGAAACUACUACUACCAACACGGAAAGGAGUUUUAUGAACUUUAAAGCAAAAACUUAUAUACGACGCUACUGUGUAAUCGCAGGCAUGUUUCAAAAUGUGUUUUUUUAGAGGAUCGUAGGUCAACUUUCUGAAAACUCUGUCGUCUGUCUAUCCAAACCAAACUCUCGUGUACACUCGAUGCAAUCACAUUAUUCCCUAGUUCCCGACCACCACUGCGGUUUCGAUGAUUGGGAAGUUUUGUGCUUUUUCUGGUUUUAAGUUUUGAGGAGGAUAGCCCAGCAACCCCGGCAUACGGUGGUUAUGGCGCUAUAUUUCGAUUAAACAAAAGAGAACAAUCAAACAUGUUUCCACACACACAAUCAGCGUCCCUUUCGGGAAGAUGAGCAGAGAGGGUAGGUGGGCAGUUGAGCAUCAGGUUUUUGCGUUUGUUUCUUAAUUUGUUUUGUUAGUUUAGGCCUAAACAAAAGAAUAAUCUCAUUGAUUGGCGGACGCAGGCGAGUAUGACGACAUCCGGAAGCCGCCAAAUGGUAGAAAGGUGGAUAAAGUUCUAGUCCGAUCAGUUUAUAAACCACAUCCACUUGGCUGGCAUCCCGUGGUUUUGUUUUUUCAAGCUGACAGCGGAAGAUUCGUGUUUAGAUUGGAGAAACAACUGUGCAAUCAGUGUAACUAUUUGUCGAUCAGUCUUUGUUUUCGGUAAAAUUUGAGGAAAGUCAUCAAAAAAGGUCCUGUUUUAGCCCAACUGAUUGGUUGGUUUGAUUGGCCCCAAAAAUCCAUGACUCUUCCAAAUGUACAGCGAGAAGUGAAAGUUGGAAAAAAAUACAUGAAAUAAUGAGAUUCUAGUGCAAUUUUGUAAGGUGUUUACCUCACACAUUUUAUUGUUAUUUACUUGAAACUUUUGUUUAAUUUUUUAAUGUUUUUUUUGUCGCAAAUCUGCUGCCGGAACUGCCCACUGCCGCCACUGUUGUCCACACAAUCAACUUUGUUGGGUAAUUCUUGCAUCUUUAGAUUAGUUUUGAAACGUUACUGCUAAAUAAAAUCACCUACCGAGAUUUGAGAAGCUGAGAUCGUUGAUCCAACUUAAGUGUGUACACACCUAAUUUUGGCUUAGAAAUUGUUAGAUCUUUUGACGAGUUUUCAACAGCCGAAUACGCCAAUUGUACUGAUAAGCGGCAUGAGCAGCCCCGCACGUGACAAUAUUAUUGUCAGUUCAGAGUAUUGUCAAUACCGUCAAUCCAAUUGGCUUGGUAACUUGUAUCCGCAUUUUUCGCAAAAAAACAACCAAGCGUUUGCAGUUUUGUACUCCUUGUAUUGACAAUCAUAUUGUCUUGUGUUAGAGUCGCUAUAGAUCAGUGAGAAGAAAUAGUAACAAAACAACAUCUUUCGCUGAUGAUUUGGUUGAAAUUAGCUGCCGAGAUUGUGACAGCUGAGAUCGGUAAUUCAAUUAAAGUGUACACAUUAAACUUCUUUUGGUAAUUUGUUUUAUCUUACGACAAAUUUUGAACAGCCACACUAUCGAAUAUUUUCAUUCUACUGCUACUGCGUGGAAUGAGAUGUUGUUAGGCCCGGCCUAGCAAAGAUUUUGUUUUUCAACAUAAUCUUCAUCUAGAGUGAUACAUUCGACCCAUUGGUUCUUCAACAUUUUGAUGUCCUUUGAAAAAAAAACGUUUUGUCAAGGCCUACAAAAUAGGUUUCCGUUUCUGCAAUGACCUCAUAAUUUGACCAAAAUUUCUUUCCCUGGAGAAACCUUUUCAGAUUUUGAAAUAGAUAAUAGUCGCUGGCGGCCAGGUCUGGAGAAUACGGUGGACACGUACUAUAGCAGCACUUCUGAAGUUUAAAUUGGAUUUUCGAUUUCAAUUGCUCAUUUCAUGACAGCGGAGCCUUGAGAAACGGCUGUCAACAAAUGCUUACUUUUGCUUUGUCCACGUUCGGCUGUUCGAACCCCAUCAAAAUAUGCAAGGAUUACCGAACCAUGUGAAGUGUGUAAGCUUCAUGCGAGUUACCAUCAAUCGAACAUACAUGAAACGCAUCUCCUCGUUUGUUUGAUCUUCGUUCCAAGGUUUCUUUUCUGUCGAUUCAACUGAAUACCGUAGAUUGGGUUCUCUUUGUACAGAUAAUCAAAAUUUCAAGCAGAUCGUGGGAAAGAAAACAGAGAGAGGUAGCAUAAAUCUUUUCAGCAGUCAUCACUGACCCCGGGAUUAGGGUUGUAGUAAUACAAAAAAAACAUUAGCCGACCCAGAACUAAAAUUUAAUCGUUACAUCUUUAGAGAGAAAGAGGAAGAGAGCUACGCGUGUGCUGAUUUGUUUUUAAUAAAAAAAAAACCUGUUUUACUAUGUC
Messenger RNA from Malaya genurostris, 5695 nucleotides. It is a transcript of the gene drn, whose product is annotated as AN1-type zinc finger protein 6. The coding region runs from base 1475 to 2116 and encodes 213 amino acids. The transcript is spliced from 7 exons. Lineage: Eukaryota; Metazoa; Arthropoda; Insecta; Diptera; Culicidae. Gene Ontology annotation, molecular function: DNA binding; zinc ion binding. The record is from RefSeq and is a predicted model, not a curated record.